UUCAGUGAUAAAUACCUGCGACAAAGCCCGUCCAAUGCCAUCACCGCACACUCGUCUUCCACCCUCACCAGCCAUUUAAUCCUUUCUCGAAACAGUCGGAGUCCUCUCCUUAGAAUUUAAAAUCAUGUUCCCGCUUCUGCUUCUUCCCGGCCUCGCGGCGGCUGCUCCUGCUGCCGCUGCGGCCAAGGCUGCUUCCCUUCCCAUGCUCCCGCUCGCCUAUUCGUAUGGUGGCUACCCCAAGAUCUCAACGAACAUUUCGUGGGGGAACCCGCCCCAGGAGCCCAUCAACACUGUCGUUGAUCUGGGAAGCGCCGACUUCUGGGUCUACGGCCCCAAUGCUACCAUCAACUCCGGCAGCCCUUACUUCCUGACUCCCGGUCCUUGCACCGAGCAGCCCAAGCCAUUCUUCAACUACCCGGAGUCGACUUCCGCUGCCAAGCCCGUUGACGCUAGCAGGGCAUACGCGUACGGUGGCAACGGCAAGAUCGUUGAGGCACACUUUAGCGUCAAUGACACGAUCAACUUCGGCAACGCCAAGUACCCGAGCCUCGAGAACCAGAGGGUCGAGGUUGCCAACUACACGAUCCUGAAGCAGAGGGCCCAGACUUGCACUGGCGCAGAGUACGACAAGGCGAUCCUCGGCAUCAGCCCGAGGACCGAGGACGGGCAGGGUCCUUCUUUCCGCGGCGACCUGCUCGACCGUGGCCUUAUUGAGACGCCGUCGAUGAGCUUGUGGUUCGACAAGGGCCCCGAGGACGUCCGCGGCACGUACCAGGGCACUGCUCUCUUUGGUGCUGUUCCCAAGAACAAGUACGAGGGCGACCUGGUCAAGGUUGCGCUCGACCCGCCUGAGGAGGGUGGGGUCGGCUACUGGGUGACGAUCCCCAAGUGGGAAGUCAGCUCGGUGAAGGAGCCCUCGAAGAAGACGGCGGUCAAGGUCGUGACUGAGUCGAACGUCAAGCGCUGCCUGGUCGACUCCGGCUUUGGCACUGAAAGCCUGCCCGUCAGUGCCAAGGACUUCUACGCUGCCACCGGCCUCGUUGAGAAGGACGGAUUCCCUACCUUCGAAGGGCCGUGCGACAGCAUCCCCAAGGACGCUACGUUUGACUACACGUUCACGGGCGAGGCCGGCAAGCCCGUCACGGUGAAGGUUCCACUCCGCAACUACGUCCGCGGCAUUUCCGACUUCAACAGCAACAACGACCCCAACGUCUGCGGUCUGAGCUUGACCCUGGAAGAGUACAACUGCUACAUCGGCGCUCCUUUCUUCACGGCCGCCUUUUUGGCCUUCAACGACGAUGCGAACGAGAUGGCGAUUGCGCAGGGUGGCGUCUCCACCGGUGCCGAGGACGGCGCGGACGGUCUUAGUGACGUCACCAUCAUCAAGAAGGGCGACAAGCUGCCCGUCAGCUACUAAGCUCGGCUUCUGAAUACCCAAUGCUUACAAGAUUUAAUGAUUGCAGUUUGUUAUAAAUAGCGUUUCGAACAAAUCGAAUGGAUUGGAAGACA
Aplosporella prunicola CBS 121167 is the source of this 1509-nucleotide messenger RNA. RefSeq lists its product as uncharacterized. Lineage: Eukaryota; Fungi; Ascomycota; Dothideomycetes; Botryosphaeriales; Aplosporellaceae. Gene Ontology annotation, biological process: proteolysis. Gene Ontology annotation, molecular function: aspartic-type endopeptidase activity. The transcript is spliced from 3 exons. Bases 125 to 1417 code for a protein of 430 amino acids. The record is from RefSeq and is a predicted model, not a curated record.